GGUACAAACCUCCGCCUCGAGCUCCUACUCUCUCUAAAAGUCGUUGGCCGAUCCGUACGACCGUCUCGGUUUUCAGUCUCUCCUCGUACAUCAUAGCAACCAUGGGCAAUCUCACCGCCAUUGACUACACCCGCGGUAACCUCCGCAUCCUCGACCAGCUCGCUCUUCCCCACGUCACCACCUACGUCGACGUCAAGACUGUCCAGGACGGCUUCGACGCAAUCAAAUCUAUGACUGUUCGCGGUGCGCCAGCAAUUGCUAUCGUCGCUGCCCUCGCGCUUGCUGUUGACCUUAACACCAGACAUACUGCAGAGUCCUUCAAGUCAGAGGAUGAGGCAAAGACGUUCAUCGUUGAGAGCUUGAAGCAUUUGUACAAGAGUCGGCCUACGGCCGUCAACCUCGGUGACGCGGUCAACAAGUUGACGAAGGUUGUGGAGGGAGCCAAGGAGAAUGUCGUGGCUGCAUACCUCGAGGCCGCGGAGGCGAUGUUGGUUGCGGAUGUCGCUGAUAACCGCGCGAUUGGUGAGCACGGAAAGAACUGGUUGUUGGCACAACAGGAGGAUUCGGCGACGCCUGUGUCAGUUUUGACUCAUUGCAACACCGGUUCGUUGGCGACUGCGUCGUAUGGUACUGCAUUAGGUAUUAUCCGCUCUCUGCACGCUGACGGAAAGCUGAAACAUGCCUUCAACACUGAGACGAGACCAUACAACCAGGGAUCUCGACUUACCCAGUACGAACUUAUCACCGAAAACAUCCCUUCGACCCUCAUGACCGACUCUAUGGCUGCGGCGUUGAUGCGCACGCGUGGAAAGGACGAGAACUUGCGUGCGGUUAUUGUCGGUGCUGACAGAGUCGCCGCAAACGGUGAUACCGCGAACAAGAUCGGUACAUACGGUCUUGCUGUCCUCGCACGUACCCACGGUAUCAAGUUCAUCGUCGCCGCCCCCGCAACCUCGAUUGACCUCAACUGCCCAUCCGGUGACCACAUCCCCAUCGAGCAGCGUCCCGAGUCUGAGAUUUUGACGGUGAGGGGACCGGUUGUGGAGGGUGGUGAGGUAAAGGCGGAGAGGGUCGAGACCGUCAGUUUGGCGGCGCCGGGAGCGAGAGCAUGGAACCCCAGUUUCGAUGUUACGCCGGCGGAGUGGGUUGAUGCUGUUGUUACUGAGCGGGGAGUGUGCGAGAAGGGUCCGGAUGGAAAGUUCGAUCUGACGAAGUUCUUGGCGGAGAACUAGGUCGUGGUGCAGGUU
Messenger RNA from Saitoella complicata NRRL Y-17804, 1247 nucleotides. RefSeq names its product Methylthioribose-1-phosphate isomerase. NCBI's taxonomy places the organism in Eukaryota, Fungi, Ascomycota, Saitoellomycetes, Saitoellales, Saitoellaceae. The transcript has a single exon. The record is from RefSeq and is a predicted model, not a curated record. Gene Ontology annotation, molecular function: S-methyl-5-thioribose-1-phosphate isomerase activity. Bases 102 to 1232 code for a protein of 376 amino acids.